AUGGGUUAUAUAAAAGAUUCCCUUCAAUGGGCUCGUAUCGGGACUAUUGCAUUGCUUGUGUUCCUUCUCUCGGCUCACGUUUUUGCGUAUGAAGAACUGUCGAAUGAUACACUUCGCUAUAUUCCUAGCGGCGCUCACGACUUCGACAUCAAGACCGGAUCUCUCUUAUCGCCUAUAUUGAUACCUCGGGUACCUGGCACCCCGGGCUCUAUUGCCGUACAGCAUCACUUUGUAGACUUUUUCUCUCACCAACUUCCAAAAUGGAAUAUCGACUGGCACAACUCGACGGCAAAGACCCCAGCUACAGGUAGCACGGACAUUCCGUUUAAGAAUCUCAUCAUCACCCGCGAUCCGCCCUGGACGCAAGCCGGAGAUGUUGGUCGCUUGACGCUGGUUGCGCACUAUGAUAGUCUCUACCGCCCAGAGGGAUUCAUCGGAGCUACGGACAGCGCCGCUCCCUGCGCCGUGUUAAUGCACGUGGCACGAAGUAUCGAUGAAGCUCUAACGAAGAAGUGGGAAGCUAUGGAGGAAUCUGGCGAUGCCGGUUUGGGCCUAGAGGAAGAAAAGGGCGUUCAGAUUCUACUCCUGGAUGGAGAAGAAGCUUGGGUCAGCUGGACUGACACAGACUCCCUUUAUGGUGCUCGAGCACUUGCGGAAAGCUGGGACUCUGAGUUUCACUCAAGUAGCUCGGCAUAUCGAACCCGUCUUGAUUCGAUCAAUCUGUUUUUACUCAUUGAUCUUCUCGGAGCAGCAGACCCUCAUGUCCCCUCGUACUUCCAAUCGACACAUUGGGCUUACCAAGGCAUGUCCAAGAUAGAAGAGAGAAUGCGGAAACUAGGUCUUCUAAAGACUAAACCGAAAAAUCCAUUCUUGCCGGACUCAGAUAAGCAAGCAUCGCAGUUCACCAAAGCAUACAUCGGGGAUGACCACGUUCCUUUUAUGGUGCGAGGAGUCGAUGUGCUGCACAUUAUUCCUUCGCCAUUCCCGGAUACGUGGCAUACUAUGGAUGAUGACGGCGAGCAUCUAGAUAUAGACUCUUUGGACGACUGGGCAAAGAUAGUUACUGCGUUUACGGCAGAGUGGAUGGAGCUAGAUGCUUUUAUAAGCAAACCGUCUUCGGGGGAGAAGGAGCAAGCUAUUAGGAGCAGAUCGGAAUUAUAA
Molecule: messenger RNA, 1161 nt
Organism: Daldinia childiae
Lineage: Eukaryota; Fungi; Ascomycota; Sordariomycetes; Xylariales; Hypoxylaceae
Product: Glutaminyl-peptide cyclotransferase
Exons: 1
Coding region: 1-1161 (386 amino acids)
Molecular function (GO): glutaminyl-peptide cyclotransferase activity; zinc ion binding
Source: RefSeq, a predicted model, not a curated record